Messenger RNA from Arabis nemorensis, 1860 nucleotides. Lineage: Eukaryota; Viridiplantae; Streptophyta; Magnoliopsida; Brassicales; Brassicaceae. The record is from the annotation of a GenBank genome assembly.
AUGUCGGAGAUGACUGCUGCAGUUUCGCCUUCUUUCAAGCCUACAAGGCCUCCGUCGGAGUCAGCGUCAACGAUAGAUGCUCAUCGCCGGCCUAAAACACGAGAUGUUGCUUCACGAUACCUCACCACCUCCUCUUUUUCGUCUUCUUCUCUCUUCCAAUCAUCACCUUCACCGUCGUCCUCGGCCAAGAGAUGUCAAUCGCCGAUCGUUACCAGGACGAAUCGACCGGCGACUCCUUCCGCUACUCAUCGGACGCAAUCAACAGGUCGGAGGGAGUUGGUUACGCCACGCCGUGACUCGUUAGAUCGACGAGGUGGUGGAGAAGUUUCUUCAGCGCAGCGAAUGUUGUUGACUUCUGGGAGAGGUUUGUUUGCGACGUUUCAGGCGGACUCAUUCACACCGCUUGACUACAACAGAUCGAAGAUAAACUCAUCGCCGACUGUUUCUGGGAGGAAGACGACUUCGACGGCAACACCUAGGAGUGGUGGUGCUCACCAAGAGAAGUCGAAGCUUUCUGAGCAAUGGCCUAGGUCACUGCAACCUAGUUCUAUGAGUAGAAGCGUAGACUUCACCGAUACUAGGAAGAAACCGAGCGGAUCUAUCAAUGGUGUAGCUAGAGCUCUACAGAAUUCCAUGGUAAGUAAUAGACCAGUUUCUCGUGGAAGGAUAAAGGCAGAUUCAUCUAGUGUAGAUUCUUCCAAAGCUGGAUCCUGUUCUCAUAUAUCAGAUACAGAGAGCGUUUCUUCUGUAAGCUCAAACGAAAGAGGGAAAAAGUUACCAGCUCGUGGCAUUGUAGUUAAUGCAAGAUUUUCGCAAUUGCCAAGUAAUCGAUCGCAGCAUCACAAUGUCGAGCCUGCCUCACCUGUUGCCAAGCUUAAUGGACUGAGGACAUUAGAAUCUCCAAAGCUCAUUGUUGUACCGAGGAAGAACUCUGUGGAUAGUCCUGUAUUGUCCCCCAAAGGAGUUGCCACAACGAGAAGUCAGUUGUUUCCAAAGCGUGAGCAGAUUCGACCUGCUUCACCUAGCAAUUAUGGUAUAAAUGCGUCUGCUUCUAGUCCGAGAGGAACGAGCAUUGCUAGGGGAAUAAGUCCUUCGAGAGGCGUGAUUCCUUCAAGAGGGAUUAGUCCUUCUUCAGGCAGGAUGAGUCCAAUAAGAAUGAGAACCUCGCUGAGUAGUAAUAGCACGCCUUUGGUUCUGAAUUUUGCUGUAGAUGCUAAAAAAGACAAGAUCAGAGAGAAUGGGCUUGCUGAUGCUCACUUGUUGAGGCUCUUUCACAAUAGGUUGCUUAAGUGGCGUUUUGUUAAUGCACGAGCAAAUGCUGUUAUCUCUGCGCAAAAUAUUAGAGUGGAGAGAAGCCUGUACAAUGCAUGGAUAAGUAUCUCUAAACUGUAUGAUUCUGCCAGAGUGAAAAGAAUUGAAAUGCAGCACCUGAAGCAGAAUAUGAAACUGAUUUCUAUUCUCAAUAGGCAGAUGGUACAUCUAGAAGAGUGGGCUCUUGUGGAACGGGAUUAUAUGGGUUCUUUAGUAGGAGCUGCUGAAGCAUUGAAAGGCAGCACGCUUUUUCUACCUCUUGAUUGCGGGGCAAUGGUAAAUGUAGAAAGUGUUAAAGAUGCCAUUUGUUCAGCAGUUGAUGUUAUGCAGGCAAUGGCAUGUUCCAUAUGCUUGUUGCUUCCAAAGGUUGUGAGAAUAAGUUGCUUGGCAGCAGAACUUGGCCAUGUGAAUGUCAAGGAGCAAGGGAUGCUCGACUUGUGCAGGGACCUCCUAAACACAAUCUCAGCUCUGCAGGUAACAGAAUGCAGUUUGAGAACACAGGCUUUACAGCUACAAUAUCAGUCGCCAGAGUUAUCUAACAACCCGUAA